ACCAUUCAAUAUUUUCUCAACGAAAAUGUCUCUUGCUAGCUUCCUACUACACUUUCUCUUCUUAAUCUCCAUUUUCAAUGUUUCAAUUGCCACUAGACGCCUAACGGAGUUAGUUCGUGAUCCCACUAAUCUGUUGAAAUACCAUAACGGCCGUCUCCUCACCGGCAAUAUCUCCGUCAACCUCAUUUGGUAUGGCAACUUUAAACCGUCACAAAAAGCCAUCAUCUCUGAUUUCAUCACCUCCAUAUCCUCCACAUCUCAACCGUCACAAAAACCCUCCGUCGCUACAUGGUGGAAAACCACCGAGAAUUACCACAGGAAAUUAAACCGACCCGGCUCGAUAUCCAUAGGACUUGGUAAACAAGUAUCCGACCCGAAAUACUCUCUCGGGAAGUCUUUAACGGACGAUAAUCUCGUUAAACUCGCUUUAAGCGCAAGCAUUGAUUUGCCAGACACCGUUAACAUUGUUUUAACGGCGGCUGACGUGGCAGUUACACGUUUUUGUACCAGCCGAUGUGGGACUCACAGCUCCACGUUGUCAAAUUCCAAAAAUGCCCAUUAUAAAUUUGUUUAUAUUUGGGUUGGCAACUCGGACACUCAGUGUCCGGGUCAAUGCGCCUGGCCGUUUCACCGGCCUAUCUACGGACCACAGGGUGCGCCAUUGGUCGCACCCAACAAAGAUGUGGGUCUAGACGGGAUGGUGAUUAAUUUGGCCAGUUUAUUAGCUGGUACAGCUACGAACCCAUUUGGGGAUGGGUAUUAUCAGGGGGAUGUGAGGGCACCGUUGGAGGCUGCAUCCGCGUGUCCUGGGGUGUAUGGAAAAGGGGCGUAUCCGGGUUACCCGGGGAACUUGUUGGUGGACCCGAAAACGGGUGCAAGUUUUAAUGCAUAUGGUACAAAAGGAAGGAAGUAUUUGGUUCCGGCUAUGUAUGACCCAUCUACCUCCAAAUGUUCCACUUUGGUGUAACGUGUGAGAAAAAUGUCAUGUAAAAAAAUAAAUUGUGGAUGGAUAAAGUUUUAUGAAGAGUUGUGUUAAUAAAUGAUACUUUAUUUAAAGAAA
Molecule: messenger RNA, 1060 nt
Organism: Helianthus annuus (common sunflower)
Lineage: Eukaryota; Viridiplantae; Streptophyta; Magnoliopsida; Asterales; Asteraceae
Product: protein PHOSPHATE-INDUCED 1
Exons: 1
Coding region: 26-967 (313 amino acids)
Source: RefSeq, a predicted model, not a curated record